Messenger RNA from Nicotiana attenuata, 1601 nucleotides. Its product is annotated as protein ABHD17B-like. The record is from RefSeq and is a predicted model, not a curated record. The coding region runs from base 269 to 1288 and encodes 339 amino acids. NCBI's taxonomy places the organism in Eukaryota, Viridiplantae, Streptophyta, Magnoliopsida, Solanales, Solanaceae. The transcript is spliced from 5 exons.
UUUAUUAUGUCGCUGUUAGGGAGGGGUGAGUCGACGACAUGUCAGUUAUCACACACAAACACGCACUAAAUAACAGAAAUCUGAAACUCCCAACGUUCAACAUCUCUCCUUAUUCCUUCUAACAAACUCCUCUUCAACCAAACUACCUACGCGCAGCUCCCUCUUUCCCCAACCACGCGCCUCCCUUCACCACCACCACACCCAAUCUCAUAAUUUCCACCUCCCAUUUUUUCUGUUUUCCUAUGCUAUUAUUCAGGCCCUGUGUAGUAUGGGCGGUGUGACGUCAUCCAUCGCCGCGAAAUUUGCCUUUUUCCCACCGAACCCGCCAUCGUACACGGUUGUCGCCGACGAGUCAUGUGGCGGCAAGCUAUGCAUACCUGAGGUACCAAGGAGGGAAAACGUGGACGUUUUGAAGCUGCGCACGCGCCGUGGAAACGAAGUCGUCGCGUUAUACGUGAAGCACCCAAAGGCACCCGCAACUACGAUGCUUUACUCGCAUGGCAAUGCUGCUGAUUUGGGCCAAAUGUUCGAACUCUUUGUUGAAUUGAGCCUCCGUCUCCGGGUCAAUCUCAUGGGGUAUGAUUACUCUGGAUAUGGACAGUCCAGUGGAAAGCCAUCCGAGUGUAAUACGUACGCAGACAUUGAUGCAGUAUAUAAAUGCCUAAAGGAGCAGUACGGUGUCAAAGAUGAACAGCUAAUACUGUAUGGUCAAUCUGUUGGCAGCGGCCCGACUGUUGAUCUUGCAUCACGGGCACCCAAUUUAAGAGCUGUUGUUUUACAUGGUCCAAUAUUGUCUGGUCUAAGAGUGUUGUACCCUGUCAAACGCACAUAUUGGUUUGACAUUUAUAAGAAUGUCGACAAAAUUAGUAUGGUGAAUUGUCCUGUUCUAGUCAUUCAUGGAACGGAGGAUGAAGUUGUUGACUGUUCCCAUGGAAAACAACUCUAUGAGCUAUGCAAGGAGAAGUAUGAACCGUUGUGGAUUGCUGGAGGUGGGCAUUGCAAUCUUGAGCUUUACCCAGUGUACAUCAAACAUCUAAAAAAGUUUGUUCUUGGUCUUGGCAAAUCAAAACCGGCCACUGAUGGUUCUCAUAAAACAUCUGUAGAGUCUGAUAACAAGAGCAAACCUCCUGAAAUUACUGCCACGAACACAUCUGACCUUCCAGAAAUUUCCAGAAACAGUUUGGAUAGCCGACUUGAUAAGACAAAGAAGUCAAACAAACCUGAGAAGUCUCGGAUGAGCACAGAUCGUAUAAACAGGUUUAAGAGAAGAAAGGGAUUAGUGUGGUGAUAACUUUUGCAUAGAGGGUAUUUAUAUUUUAUUUUGUAAAAUAUUGAACCGAGAUGAGCUUAAAUGGAGCGACAUUGACAUAAGAAUUCAUAUAGCUGAUCCCAACGUGCUUGAGAUUGAGGCACAAUCGUUUUAAUGGAUGAGCUCCAACUCCAAAUACAAUGUUGAGUUUGAUUAUAGUUGUAAAUAAUUGCAUCUGUCUCGUUCUAGAGGUGAAGUUGUAAAAGAAAAAUGUAUUCUACUUCCUUUUCCCCCCUGUAUCAUCAAAUUUUCAACUGUCAUUCUACUAUGAAAACCUUAUAAUUUUCUGCUG